Molecule: messenger RNA, 528 nt
Organism: Trichoderma atroviride IMI 206040
Lineage: Eukaryota; Fungi; Ascomycota; Sordariomycetes; Hypocreales; Hypocreaceae
Biological process (GO): ribosome biogenesis
Cellular component (GO): ribonucleoprotein complex
Source: RefSeq, a predicted model, not a curated record
AUGGACGAGGACAAGGCACCCGAGGUUGCUCUUGAGAGAAAGGUUGUGCUUUUUGCCGUCCCUCUGGCUGAUGAGAAGGGCCAGAAGAAGAUCUACAAGACGAUCCGAAAGGCCGCCAAGAAUGGUACCCUCAAGCGUGGUGUCAAGGAAGUCGUCAAGACCCUGCGAAAGUCCGCCCCCAGCGCCCCCGGCUACACCUCCUUCCCCGGCGUCGUCGUCAUCGCCGGCGACAUUUCCCCCAUGGACGUCAUCUCACACCUGCCCGUGCUCUGCGAGGACCACAACGUGCCCUUCAUCUUCGUCACAUCGCGCGCUGAGCUCGGUGCCGCGGCCAAGACCAAGCGACCUACCAGUGUGGUCAUGAUCAUGGAGAAGGCCGAGGGCAAGAAGAAGGCUUCCAAGGAGGCUGACAAGGACGAGGAUGAUGACAAGGAGUCGUACAGCGAGACUUAUGCUUCUCUGGUUAAGCUGGUGCAGAAGGAGGGCAGCAAGCAGUCUUUCUGGACAAAGGGAGAAUCCAAGGCGUAA